GGACUGGAGCAAACGAGACGAGCUCAAAGACCUUGACAGGAUGCUAGAGCAGACAAUGAUCAAGUUGUAUGCUGAGAUCCUGCGGUAUCAAAUGAUGUUUGUGAGGCAAUACUUUCGGUCACGUGCGCUUCGAUUUCUCCGGGACUUCCCCGUUAUGGAUGACUGGAAGUCGAUGCUCGGUACAAUUGAUGGAUUGGAAGGACAGACCCGAAAGUAUUUGAAAAAGGUCUCAGAAGAGACACUCGAAGGCAUCUAUCGGAAAUACGACGAGAUAUGGGAUGUGGUUAGCAAGGCCCUCGGAAAUACAGAGGAUAUCAAGCAUAACCAGAUAUUGAACGAGCUUAGCUGUAUCUACGGCGCCGCUUUUAAUUCAUCCGAUCGUCGAAUUCAGUGCCUGAAAGGGACACAGGUUCCAAUUUUGCGACUGAUAGAGAACUGGUGCUGCAAGCCAAGUGAGCCACCGGUAUUCUGGCUUCAGGGAAUGGCUGGUACGGGAAAAUCAACCAUUGCUUGUACAGUGGCAACUGCACUCCAGGACAGAAGGCUUUGGACGGAGGACGAAUAUCUGCCCGGUCUAAUAUGUCUUGGAGGAAGCUUCUUCUUUGACAAAAACAUCUCGGACCAAAAGACAACUGAUAAAGUUCUUCCAACUCUGGCACGGAACUUGGCCAAUGCCCUGCCGGAUUGUGCAGGUGCCUCAAGAGUACGAUAUGUGUAUUGUCCAGCAUCCUAGGGCAUGAUUCCUGUGUGUAUAACUUAGGUGGUUAUGGUCAUCUUUCCAUUUGGGAAACAGGAACUUUCACAUUCUUGGAAGAUAGAUAGAUUCAAAACCAUCACGCUUUCU
This is a messenger RNA of Aspergillus glaucus CBS 516.65, 844 nucleotides long. RefSeq lists its product as uncharacterized. NCBI's taxonomy places the organism in Eukaryota, Fungi, Ascomycota, Eurotiomycetes, Eurotiales, Aspergillaceae. The coding region runs from base 41 to 733 and encodes 230 amino acids. The transcript is spliced from 2 exons. The record is from RefSeq and is a predicted model, not a curated record.